Molecule: messenger RNA, 764 nt
Organism: Nelumbo nucifera (sacred lotus)
Lineage: Eukaryota; Viridiplantae; Streptophyta; Magnoliopsida; Proteales; Nelumbonaceae
Source: RefSeq, a predicted model, not a curated record
AUGAAGGAGGACAUACAGAAGGAUGUGAUUGAUUCUGCUCUUAUAGCUUUUGAGAAGCACAGUGUUGAAAAGGACAUUGUGGAGAACAUCAAGGGACUGGCCUGGCAUAGUGGCAUUGUAUCAUCGGUCGCAAUUUUGAUGGAUUUAGGCACAUUAGCCUCCACUCUUGUCUAUGCCUUUCUGUUUGGCACAAUCGUUUGCCUGAGGCUAUGGCUGAUGAAGUCAUUGCAGAGCAAGGGAAGGCUGCCUCCAGGCCCACCAAGAUGGCCUAUCUUUGGCAACCUUCUUCAAUUGGGCCCCCUCCCACACAGGGACUUUGCUUCCUUCUGUGAGAAGUAUGGGCCGUUGGUCUAUCUUCGACUUGGGAGUGUUGAUGCUAUCACCACGAAUGACCCCGAGAUCAUCCGUGAAAUACUUCUCCGACAGGAUGAAGUAUUUGCUUCUCGACCUCGAACCUUAGCUGCAGUACACCUAGCUUAUGGAUGUGGUGAUGUAGCAUUGGCUCCAUUAGGGCCACAGUGGAAGAGAAUGAGGAGAAUAUGCAUGGAGCACCUACUGAGCAUCAAGCGGCUCGAGUCAUUUGCGGACCAUCGUGCUCGCGAAGCUCACCAUCUCGUUCAAGACGUAUAUGAUCGGUCUCAAACCGGGAAGCCUGUUAACUUGAGACAAGUCUUGGGAGCCUUUUCCAUGAACAAUGUGACAAGAAUGUUGCUAGGGAAGCAAUAUUUUGGCAUUGAGUCAGCCGGUCCUCAGGAAGCAAUGGA